GAAGAAAAGGAGAUCGAAGUGGCGAAGUCGGCGUCUCGCAAGGUGUAAACAUGGGUAAAGUCGAUGGAAACAGGGAGCAAUGAGAAACCACUGAAAAAUGAGCCCCCACGGUGGAAAAUGGAAAGGGUAAAGUCAGGAACUAGCUAACGUACAAAAGGUAAAAAUGGAAAGUUCCAUUCCAAUAACUCCUUGGAGCCGCGUCCCCCGAGCCCCCCACCGUACAACCCAAACUGUGAAUAAAGGUUUUUUCGUCUCUGACGACUUUGGUCGCCGCCAAGGCCGAUUGCUGCUGCUCGUCUCUUUUAGUCUUUGUUCGACCCUUUCGAAUUCAACGGACAACGCACAGAAGUCUUCGCUCCCCACCAUGAUUAUGAAUGAACUGUCUUCACUUUGACUCUCUCUCUCUCUACCCACCCACUCCUCUUCCAAUUCUAAAUCAAAGUUCCUUUCUCUAAUACGUUUCAGAUAAUACAGUUCGUAGCAUCUGCAGACGAAGAACCCUGUCCACUCUGCUCAGGAUCAGAGAAAAACAGAGGAUAUACUUUUCUUCUUCUGCGGCGGCGGCGUUGAUCUGCUUUCACGCCAAGUGGAUUGUUAAGAGGUUGGAGCCAGCCAAAUAAGUGUAAAACAUGGCGAAACGGCCUUUUCGUGUGGUGUGAAACCUCUGAUUGAGAACUUGAUAACAAUGGCAGCUGAGCUGGGGUGCGUUUGUCACAUGGUUCUUCUCCAAGCGCCAGCUAAAACCCAAAACAAACAAAAAACCCCACCGCAAACAAACAAACAAAAAUGAUUUAUUUUCCUUCUUGACUUUUUGGUGCUACCGAAUAACCAAACCAGUCAUUUGUGCCUACCCGUAGUAAUGACGGUGCUAAAACUUUCAAUUUUUCCAACUACCUCCAUUGACAAGGACUCCCCAGCUUCUCCAUUGAAUCCCAAACAUUGAUCUUGCAACUUCUGAGACUCCAUUACCCACUUGCACUUGUACCAGAUAUUCUCAACAAGACUAAUAAUAAGUAACGAUGAGCAGCAGUGAAUCAGUACCCAAGUUCCCCAAUCAGCUCAUCUUCCUCGCUCUAUUGGGAAUCCUGGCAGCGUCCCAACCACAAACUGCAACUGGCGAUCCCAGAGCUCAAACGGUAAAUGUCACCUGCGGGAACCAAAUGGAGGCAAACCCAGCAAUCUUCGUCCCCAAUUUCGUGGCCACCAUGGAGAACAUCAGCGAGCAGAUGAGAACCUCCGGUUUCGGGGUAGCCGUAGCCGGUUCAGGACCCGACAUCAACUACGGCCUGGCCCAGUGCUACGGCGACCUCUCUCUGCUGGACUGCGUGCUCUGCUACGCCGAGGCCCGCACCAUUCUGCCCCAGUGCUACCCUUUCAACGGCGGCCGCAUCUUUCUCGACGGCUGUUUCAUGAGGGCCGAGAACUACAGCUUCUACCACGAGCACACGGGGCCUCAGGACAGGGCCGUCUGCGGGAAUGCCACGUCGCCAAUUGGGAACAACAACUCCUCGUUGUUCCAGGAUUCGGUGAGACGGGCUCUCUCGCAGGCGGUGGCUGAUGCUCCGGCUAGUAAUGGGUUCUCCAGGGGUCAGCUGGAUAUUGUGGGGACUAAUUCGUCGGUUUUUGUGCUGGCGAAUUGCUGGAGGACAUUGAAUUCGAGCGACUGCCGGUUGUGCUUGGAGAAUGCUUCGGAUUCUAUGAUGGGUUGCUUGCCCAGGUCCGAAGCGAGGGCGCUGCAUACCGGGUGUUUUAUGAGGUAUUCUGAUAGAGAUUUUCUCAACGGUGAGGUUGCAGGAACUGGCAGUUCUGGAGCAGUUCCGGUGAUUGUGAUAGUGGUUUCAGUUGUAAGCUGUAUUCUGGUGUUGAUUGUUGGUGGAGCUAUUGGGGGUUAUAUAUGGAAGCACAGAUACAUAGAGAAGAAACGAAGAGGUUCUCAGGAUGUGCAGAAAAUGGUGAAGACCCUGAAUGACAGCAGUUUGAAUUUCAAGUACUCCACUCUUGAAAAAGCCACAGGAUGUUUUGAUGAAGCCAACAAGCUUGGACAGGGAGGGUUUGGCUCAGUUUACAAGGGAGUUUUGGCUGAUGGAAGAGAGAUAGCUGUGAAGAGGCUUUUCUUCAACAACAAGCACAGAAUAGGAGAUUUCUUCAACGAAGUCAACAUGAUAAGCAGCGUGGAACACAAGAACCUCGUCAGGUUGUUGGGUUGCAGCUGUUCAGGGCCCGAAAGCCUACUUGUCUAUGAAUACCUUCCCAACAAGAGCCUUGAUCGCUUCAUCUUUGACGUGAACAAGGCCAAGGCAAUGAACUGGGACAGGAGGUACGAGGUGAUUGUGGGAACAGCAGAAGGUCUAGUGUAUCUUCAUGAGAAUUCCAAGAUCAGGAUCAUUCACAGGGACAUUAAGGCGAGCAACAUUCUCUUGGAUUCCAGACUUCGAGCUAAGAUUGCCGAUUUCGGCUUGGCUAGAUCUUUCCAAGAGGAUAAGAGCCAUAUAAGCACAGCCAUUGCAGGAACUCUGGGAUACAUGGCUCCCGAAUAUCUGGCACACGGUCAAUUGACAGAAAAAGCAGAUGUCUACAGUUUCGGAGUGCUGCUGCUUGAGAUUGUUACAGGGAAGCAGAACAACAGAAGCAAAAACGCUGAAUAUACUGACAGCUUAGUAACUUGGAUGUGGAGGCAGUUCCAAGCAGGAAGUGUGGAAGAAAUGUACGAUCCAAACCUAAUGUUGCACAACCACCACAACAGCAACGCCAGGAAUGAUGUGUUGAGAGUUGUUCAUGUUGCACUGCUGUGCACCCAGGAGAGUCCAUCUCUCAGACCAUCCAUGUCCAAGAUUCUGCAGAUGCUAACCACUGAAGAGCAGCUGCCUUCCCCAACAAACCCACCGUUCAUUGACGAGAAGACCAUGGAAAUUGGGAAUGGUUGCGAGGACCCACGUUUCCCCCUCAAUAUUGGCCUUUCUGAAUCAGUAGCCACUGUUGAUAACAGCUCUUUCCAUCCAAGAUGAGGUCUUUCUGGUUUCAACUGUGGAUUGGCAAGGGAUUAUUGAGUUGUAGAUAGGUAGGUUCAAAGUGGUGCCCAUUUUUUGUUUUUUGUGGUCGUAUGCGAUAGAGCUAAAUCAAUUCCCUCAUUCUCAUCAUGUAACUGGCGGGUCACCAUGGAUUAUUUGCAGUCUGAACUGCUGAAGUUAAAGGAACUGGGAAACUCGGAACAUAUUUUAAACAAAAGCCAAGACAACAUAUGAUAGAAUGGGUUCCUCAAACCUUGACAAAGGAAGUACUUCUGAAACUAAGGGCUCGUUUGCUUGUUGGAUUUGAAAAUGAAGGUUUUGAGUUUUAAAAACCUUUGGAUUUAUGAUGGAUUUCUUGCAUCAUGGAUUUGGAAGAGUACAUUGUUUGUUUAGUUGAUUUUUUAUCAUGGAUUUGUGAUGGAUUUGUCUCACAUUUUUUCCUUCUAUUGUCAAAUCCCAAAUGAAAUGUGGGAUUUACAAAUCCGUGGGGUCCACGGAUUUGGACUCCAAAAAGGAGUCCAAAUUCGUGGACCCCACGGAUUUGUGUCCCUCAACAAACAAACGAUUUGUGUCAACUCCAUGAUG
Molecule: messenger RNA, 3593 nt
Organism: Linum tenue
Lineage: Eukaryota; Viridiplantae; Streptophyta; Magnoliopsida; Malpighiales; Linaceae
Source: the annotation of a GenBank genome assembly